AGUCAUCGCACAGGAGUGAUUUAUCCCGGAGCUCGAGGAGCCAGGUGCUGACAUUUGCUGCCAAACUUCCUCCAGCCCUGAGUAACACCGUGCUCGGGCGGGGAGCGCAAACACCCGCUCUCCUAACGAGCCUUCGCCUGAUUGUUCCAUCAUUAGAACAAAUUGUCCUUGGCUGAGCAGCAACCAAGAAGGAAAGACACCGUUAUCUAGCAACUGUUGACACGCAAUUAACUCCUUUUGGGUCGCGCGAGCUCUUUCACCCCUUGCUCCCCCAUCUUUCUCAUGCUGCUUCUCCUGCACAUCCCCCUCUGUGCUGUGCUGGCAGCUCAUCCCUGGCUCUCAGCUCCCCUCUGUCCUACUGGUGGCUGCCCAGCUCCUCCAUCCUGGCCCUGUGGGACCUUCCUGCACGAGCAGAAGCCUGCGGUGUCCCUCUGGGCCCACACCUCGCAUUUAGGCUGUGGGGAGCCGUGGGCACACGCUCACCCCUACCCGGGGAGCCCCGAGGCUUGUGAAGCUGGCACUCACCUUUGCGAGGAGGGGCCUUCAGCUUCUCCGCUUGCUCAGGGGAAACCUCCAGAAGAGCCUGGGCAGCGGUGGUGAGGAGGAGGCAGCCCUUCAUCCACGUGGGACAAGGACAGUUUGAGCAGUGCCGUCACCCCUGCCCGGUGCUCCGGCGCUCCCCGCCAGCCGCCAGCUCUGCUCUCCUCUCCUCCUCACUCCCGUGCUCGUCUCUCUCCUCCUGGAGCUCCUCGCACGCUCUCUCUCUCUCUCUGUCUCCCCCUUUUCCCUCCCUCUGCUCUUGCUGCUGAUCCAUUGAUCUCUCUCUGUAUUUAUUAUUUUUUUUCCCCUCUCCCUGUCGUUGGGUUUGGAGUUAACUCCUCUCUGCCCAGCCUUCCUGUGGCUUCAGCAGCUCCCACAAGGAGGGGACGGCGGAGAACGAGGGUGCUGCUCCUUGCUGGGAGGGGCAGGACAGGGUCCCGCAGCCCCAGCACCGCUGUGUGUUCGGGAGGUGCUUCCCAACACCUCCAGGGAACGUGGAUGUCCCACCACGCCUGACCCUUACCUCCUGCUUGGUCUAUGGGGCUAAAACCUCUGGAGCACGAGCAAUUAGUUGCUAUUUCGAGCUGUUAAUUGCGAGCAGCAUGGCAAAAAGGACUCGUAGCGCAGACCAGAGCAAAUCACACCCAGCAUCAGAGCCGGAGCCGGAGGGCAAACAGGCUUUUGUUUUCUGACCUCUCACCAGAAUUUCUCUCCCAGGGGAGGGAGGACAAGCAGCCCAGGGCCGGCCCCACCAGACUUCCAGCUCCCUUAUCACCCCGCAGGACAGCGUGUGCUCGGGCUGAUGUGACAAGAAGCAACCGUGACCCACGCAGCCAUCCUGCACCGAAGAGGCGAGGGUCCCGCUGCCCCUGCCCACGUUCACCCCCACCCACAGCACCUCAGCCGGGUGGGAGGCCCCCGUUCCCCCCCCCGAUGUCUGGAGGGAGCAGGGUGUCCCCGGGCAGGCGGGCGGGCGGCCGGGUAUCAGCACCCACAACCAGGGAAAAGGGGAAGGCCACGCUCAGGACGCGGCGAUAACCAGGGGGGACGCAGCCACAGCCCGCAGCGCCGCUCGCCAUGCAGGGCCCCUGCCGCUGCCUCCUCCUCCUCCUCCUCUUCCUCCUCCUCCUCUGCCUGCUGCCGCUGCCGCCGCCGGCUGCCUCGGGCCUGGCACCGCUGCCGCCGCCACCGGAGGACCCUCGAGACCUGCCACCGCCGCCCGGCACCGCUGACCCCGCUGCCCGCCUGCUGCGCGGCCGCCCCUCGGCCCCGGUGCGGCCCUACAGCCUCUCGCUCUCCCCCGAGGACUACCGCUACGCUCCCAAACCCCGCCAUCUACGGCCCGGGCGGCUUCGCCGGCUGCUGGGCUCAGCCUUCGACCCCUUCUGGAUGUCGGCUGAGGAGCCGGUGGGUCGCAACGGCACCGCCACCACCGAGGACCUGGAGAGCCAGAGCCGGGAGCUGGCGGAGGGCGCCGGGCGGUACCGCCGCAAGCUGUGGCGUGAGGCCGAGGGGCUGGAGCUGCCCACCCUGCUGCCCCCCGUGCCCGGGCUGCCCCCCGAGAUGGCCGCCGCCGUGGCACGGCGCUUGAGGCAGUGGCUGGUGGAGCGGGCCGCUUGCCGCCUCGCCUCCUCCUGGGUAGACCUGGGGCCCGUCUUCUGGCCCCGCUGGGUGCGCCACACCGCCUGCCAGCCCGAGCCCUCCGGCUGCUCCUGGCCCCCCGGUAUGGCUUGCCGUCCUGCCCAGCUCACCCAGCUCAAGCUGUUGGCCUGGCACUGCUGGGCCCCCCGGCCCCCCGGCCCCCCGCACUGCGCCUGGCGCCAGAUCCCCUACCCCGUGGUGGUCGCCUGCAAGUGCUCCUGCCGCUGAGGGGCUGGGAAGAGGGAGAAAUAAAAUGCCAGAAGCCAAGCAGGACGCCCACCGGGUGUUUAUCUGGGGCAAAGGAUGCGGGGUGGGUUAGUCCAUGGCAUCCCUGUGCACGGGGGACUGAGGGUGGUGGGAGCGGGGCUGGGGUGCAAGGAAGAUGUGAGGGGGUGUGGGUUGAGCUUGAAGGGGGACACUGUGAUGGGGAGAAGGGCUGGAAGAGGGGCAGGUUUGGGACUGAGGUGUGACAGCACGGUGAGGGCUGUUCAUGAGGGUGGGUGGAAGUGAGGGAGGCAGGAAGCCAGGGCUGGAAGUGUCCUUGUUUGUAGGGGAAUCGAAUGGGAUGGGGAGCUCCGGUAGCUUAAUGUGCAACGGGAGAGAGAGGUGAACCCACACCUACAGGGAUGGGGUGGGACCAGCAUCUGGGGUGGGCCACCUGGGAUGGGUCAGGCUGGGAACUACAGCCUGGAAAGGCAGCACCUCCUGCCUCUGCGUCCUAAUGAGCAAAAAGCCCUCUGCUUUCUGGGCUAAGAGCCAUAACCAGCCACGGAUCAGACCUCCGCCGGGAAGCCUUGAAGAAAAUAAAGAGCUGGAGGACUCGCCUGGGAACGAAACGUUCUUGCACCUCCUGCGGCCGGCAGCGGCUGCGUUAUUCAGUCGUGGGCGCUGUGGCCUGAGCCGCCUGCCUCCCCGGCGCUGCAGCUCCCGGUGCCGUGCAGACCGCAGCCUUGGAGCGGCUGGGAGAGGCAGCGGGGACGGAGGGGAGAGUUUAGGGUGUCCAGAGAUGAGGAGGAUGGGGAGAGAACACGUGCAUGCAAGGACACGGGAGGGAGGCUGCAUGACACACGGUUGGAGCAGAGGCAAUUCGAACAAAGCCAGCCUGUGAUACCCAGGACCCGGCGUGUGCCUGCUCGAGUGCUAAAUCACCACCUCGGCGGGGCUCGGAGGAACAAAUGCAGAGAUGCCAGCCUGCUGCGUGUUCUCUGCCACGUGAAAAUUGCACUUGAUGGAGGGAAAUUACAGGUUUCUGUCACCUGCUCAGAUGCAUGCCCUCUUGCCCACCUCCUGGGCUUGCACCACACGGGGCGAGAUGCAGCUCCCGGGGCUGGGGAGGGAGCCCUGUGGGGAGGGUAAAGUUGUAGGGCUGAUCUCAGGCACCAAGCAAGCCUGGGAGCGAGGAGCAGCUGGUGCUGGGGCCAGCCUCUGCCCUCUUUCUUUUCCCAAACUGGCUGCUGGUGGCACGGGUUGCCAGGGGCUUGAUGCACAGCCUGGGAAACCGCAGCUCCCGGACGAGAAAGCAAGAGCCAGACAUCUACCCACUGCACUGCAGGAAACCUUUAAUGCCACAGGGGCUGCUGCCAGCACACCGCAACAGCCAGAGCCUUCAGGUCCUGCGUCCAGCAGCACGGUGCUCAAGCCUCCCCACCCCGGCACAGGCACUUGUGUUGGUCACGGGCAGGGAAGGCACCGAGGGAAAGACGCCGCUGGUGGCCCCUCAAGGCAGCGCUCCGUGUUUCCGUCCCACCUCGGUGAAGGCCUCCACGCAGCGGUCGAUGUCCUCGUCGCUGUGCACAGCCGAAAUCUGGACCCGGAUGCGG
Molecule: messenger RNA, 4001 nt
Organism: Anas platyrhynchos (mallard)
Lineage: Eukaryota; Metazoa; Chordata; Aves; Anseriformes; Anatidae
Product: noggin
Biological process (GO): negative regulation of cell differentiation; negative regulation of BMP signaling pathway; osteoblast differentiation
Source: RefSeq, a predicted model, not a curated record